GUGCUGCUUUCGGCGAAUAUUAAUAAUAUUAUUACCAGAGAAGAGAUGGCAUGGCAGGACUAAAUUACAAGGUUGCAGGAGGCAGCACGGAACCAUCGUUUUCCGAGGAAUUAUUACGCCGGCGAGGCGAGCAGAGAAGAAGGGGCAGCGAGGCUCCACUCCACGGCCGAUUCGAUCGUUUUUAAAGUACCACCAGCUAGUAGCUAGGGUGAAGCACAUCGAUCAGCUGCCGCUGGUGGUACUGGCAGUGGUGGUAGCUAGUAGCUGAUCUCCUCUCCGAUCCUCUCCGGCCCCCUCCUUCCAUGUGUCCGGCCCGGCUCCAAAUCCUCCUCGUGCUUGCCGAUGUCCGGGCGUUAGAGGAAAGCGGCGGCACCGGUGCUCCGGCCAUGGCCACUCGCCCCCUCCGCCCAUGACCGACCCCACCACCCCAUUCUUCUACUCCCUACUAUUACACGGCUACUACACCGGGGCACGCACAUGCCUCCCACCCCCACCCUCCAUCGCUUGCAUUGAGCAACACGCACGUCGUCGCUCCGCCGCCAAUGCUUGCAUGCCACGACCCACCAGUCACCACAGCUACUGGCCUCUACCUUCGCCCUCUCGCUAGCCUAGCUAGGAUAGAUCGAGCUGACUAUCUGACCACAAGUGGUGGUAGCCACCUGCUAUAGGAGGAGUAUAGGCUAUAGCAACUGCCGCCAGCUGCCAGAGCUCAAGCUCAGCUAGCUAGCUACGAGUCUGCUGUACACGCGGACGCCGGCGGCGGACCGGGGCCGGGGAGGGAGAGUUGGGAGACAAGUUACUUUGCUUGUGUACAGAUCGAUGGUGACGGCGAAGGAGGCCGCGGCGGCGGCCAUGGACGCCAGCAAGUACGUGCGGUACACGCCGGAGCAGGUGGAGGCGCUGGAGCGGCUCUACUACGAGUGCCCCAAGCCGAGCUCGCUGCGCCGCCAGCAGCUCGUCCGCGACUGCCCCGUCCUCGCCAGCGUCGACCCCAAGCAGAUCAAAGUCUGGUUCCAGAACCGCAGGUGCCGGGAGAAGCAGCGGAAGGAGUCGUCUCGGUUGCAGGCGCUGAACCGGAAGCUGACGGCCAUGAACAAGCUGCUCAUGGAGGAGAACGACCGCCUGCAGAAGCAGGUCUCGCAGCUCGUCUACGAGAACGGCUACUACCGCCAGCAGACGCAGCAGAGCGCGGGGCUGGCGACCACGGACACGAGCUGCGAGUCGGUCGUCACCAGUGGCCACCAGAACGUGGCCGCGGCGGCGCCACAAGCGCAGCCGCGCGACGCAGGCCCUGCUGGGCUCAUGUCCAUAGCGGAGGAGACACUGACGGAGUUUCUGUCCAAGGCCACGGGGACCGCCGUCGAGUGGGUCCAGAUGCCCGGGAUGAAGCCUGGUCCGGAUUCCAUUGGAAUCAUAGCCAUCUCGCAUGGUUGCGCGGGUGUGGCUGCGCGAGCUUGCGGCCUCGUGGGCAUGGAGCCUGCCAAAGUUGCUGAAGUCCUCAAGGAUCGGCUGCUGUGGCUACGCGAUUGCCGAUCUAUGGAGGUGGUGAAUGUUCUUCCUGCCGGUAACAAUGGCACAAUUGAGCUUCUCUACUUGCAGCUCUAUGCCCCCACAACGCUGGCGCCAGCUCGGGACUUCUGGUUGCUGCGGUACACCUCCAUUCUUGAUGAUGGAAGUUUAGUGGUAUGUGAGAGAUCACUCAGUACCAAGCAGGGUGGCCCAAGCAUGCCUCUUGUCCAGCCUUUUAUCAGGGGUGAGAUGCUUCCUAGUGGGUUCUUGAUUCGGCCUAGCGACGGUGGAGGCAGUGUUAUACACAUCGUUGAUCAUAUUGACUUGGAGCCUUGGAGCGUGCCUGAAGUUGUGCGGCCACUGUAUGAAUCAUCUGCAAUGGUUGCUCAGAAGAUGUCAAUGGCGGCUUUGCGCUAUCUUAGGCAGGUUGCUCAUGAAGAUACCCAUUCUGUAAUAACCGGAUGGGGACGGCAGCCUGCUGCUUUACGGGCUCUGAGCCAAAAGCUCACCAGAGGUUUCAAUGAAGCUCUUAAUGGGCUUGCUGAUGAUGGAUGGUCUGUGGUUGAAAGUGAUGGAGUGGAUGAUGUUUGUAUCUCUGUCAACUCAUCCCCGAGUAAAGUGAUCAACUGCAAUGCAACUUUCAAUAAUGGAUUGCCUGUAGUCAGUAGCAGUGUACUCUGUGCAAAGGCAUCGAUGCUGCUGCAGGAUGUUUCUCCGCCAGCACUCCUGCGCUUUAUGCGGGAACAGCGGUCGCAGUGGGCUGACAGCAAUUUAGAUGCAUUCUUUGCUUCUGCAAUGAAACCAAAUUUCUGCAAUUUGCCUAUGUCUCGCCUUGGAGGAUUUAGUGGUCAGGUCAUACUUCCUUUAGCCCACACGUUUGACCCUGAAGAAUUCCUUGAGGUUAUAAAAUUAGGGAAUGCCAGUAAUUAUCAAGACGCACUCCUGCACCGUGAUCUGUUUCUGUUACAGAUGUACAAUGGGGUAGACGAGAAUAUGGUAGGAACUUGUUCAGAGCUCAUCUUUGCCCCUAUAGACGCAUCAUUCAGCGAUGACUCUCCACUGCUCCCAUCUGGUUUCCGCAUCAUUCCGAUCGACGCUCCUCUCGACACAUCUAGCCCCAAGUGCACAUUGGACCUAGCCUCCACCCUUGAAGUUGGAACUCCCAGAAGCAGGAUAAAUGGCAGCGGUCCUGGAAAUGCUGCUUCUGCUGGCUCAAAGGCUGUGAUGACGAUCGUGUUUCAGUUUGCCUUCGAGAGCCAUCUGCAGGACAGUGUUGCAGCCAUGGCAAGGCAGUACAUGCGAAGCAUCAUUGCAUCAGUUCAGAGGAUCGCGCUGGCGCUCUCCUCCUCACGCCUCGUUCCUCAUGGCAGCAGCAUCAGUCACACUCCUGCUAGUCCGGAGGCAACCACGCUUGCCAGAUGGAUCUGCCAGAGUUACAGAUUUCAUUUUGGGGCUGAGCUUAUCAAAUCCGGAGAUGGUAGCGGCUGUGAAGGAGUGCUAAAAACCCUUUGGCAUCAUGCCAGUGCUAUACUCUGCUGCUCUUUGAAGGCCUUGCCGGUGUUCACGUUCGCGAACCAGUCUGGCCUGGACAUGCUGGAGACAACCCUGGUGGCGCUCCAGGACAUCACCCUGGAGAAAGUGUUCGAUGACCAAGGGAGGAAGAACCUGUGCGCGGAGCUCCCCGGCAUCAUGGAGCAGGGGUUCACGUGCAUCCCCAGCGGGCUGUGCGUCUCCGGCCUGGGCCGGCCGGUGUCGUACGAGAAGGCGCUGGCGUGGAAGGUGCUCGACGACGACAGCGGCGCGCACUGCAUCUGCUUCAUGUUCGUCAACUGGUCGUUUGUGUAAUGCAUCUGCCAGGUCCGUCGCGCUCAUGGGAAAUCGGCUGAUCGGUGGCAUGUUUUAGGUUCGAAUCGCCCUUUAAUUAUUGGGAUGUAGUAAAAUGGUUUCGGUUUUGAAGAAAAAUGUGAAAUGGUAGAAGGACCUGAAUAGCAGUAUUGUACACGGAUGGAUCAUGUGAUGUCAAACAAGAAUGACCUUUUGUUUGAUAAUGAAGUUAACAUGGCCCCUCCUUUAUGGUUUUGAUUAACAUGUGUGUUAAAUAUGUGUUAGACAAAUAUAUAUUGUUAGAAUAAAAAAGAUUUAUUCCA
Molecule: messenger RNA, 3656 nt
Organism: Sorghum bicolor (sorghum)
Lineage: Eukaryota; Viridiplantae; Streptophyta; Magnoliopsida; Poales; Poaceae
Product: homeobox-leucine zipper protein HOX29
Exons: 18
Coding region: 820-3354 (844 amino acids)
Molecular function (GO): DNA-binding transcription factor activity; DNA binding; lipid binding
Source: RefSeq, a predicted model, not a curated record